Heteronotia binoei (common prickly gecko) is the source of this 300-nucleotide messenger RNA. It is a transcript of the gene TINCR, whose product is annotated as TINCR ubiquitin domain containing. The transcript has a single exon. Gene Ontology annotation, molecular function: protein binding. Lineage: Eukaryota; Metazoa; Chordata; Lepidosauria; Squamata; Gekkonidae. The record is from RefSeq and is a predicted model, not a curated record. Bases 37 to 300 code for a protein of 87 amino acids.
GCCACAGCAGCUGCUGCUUCUCUCAAGUCGGGAGGGAUGGAGACCCUGCGAAGAAGCUUCUCCCGCUGGAAGAGGUACCACAUCAAAGUCCACCUGGCUGAGGAUGAUGUCCUGUUGCCCCUGACUGUGCGGCCCACGGACAACAUGAUGGACCUGCGGGCUUCUCUGGUGAGGGAGGGCGUCACCUCCUGGAAAAAGACCUUUUACUACAAUGCCCGGCAGCUCGGGGAACACGAGACAGUGAAGGAGGCCAAAAUCCAGAAUGGGUCUGUUCUCCUGCUUGUCAGCGAUGAAAGGUAG